Molecule: messenger RNA, 318 nt
Organism: Spirometra erinaceieuropaei
Lineage: Eukaryota; Metazoa; Platyhelminthes; Cestoda; Diphyllobothriidea; Diphyllobothriidae
Source: the annotation of a GenBank genome assembly
AUGAUCUAUCAGGACUUCGAGACCCCUAAAUUCGCUCGUGCUCACAGUGCAAAUAAUCGCACCAGAAAGUGGAAUUCUGGUUGUACUCCCCCUGCCAAGCAGGCCCGAAUGGAGUCUCCGUAUCGCCGUCUAAUACUACUGAUAAAUAGAGUUCCAGGAAGCAGUUCAGAAGAAGAAGAAGAAGAAGAAGAAGAAGAAGAAGAAGGUGAUGAUGAUGAUGAUGAUGAUGAUGAUGAUGAUGAUGAUGAUGAUGAUGAUGAUGAUGACGACGACGACGACGACGACGUGAUCGCUGGGACAAGAACUUUACUGACCUGA